AUGAAGAUAGAUGAGGAUCUUGGUUUCGAUCGGGAAGAUGCAUUCCAGACAGACGAUGAAGAAAACCGAGCUGAAAGGGUAUGUGUUGAUGAUUGCGGGGACGACACAGAAUCUGAUUACGCCCUCGCUUCCCGAAACCCUUCUAGUAAUUGCCUGGAAGUCAACAAUACCACAUGGCCUCAAAGCUACAGGGAAUCAAUGGAUAUGCUCAAAGGCGUUACACCUCCAUCCAUUAAUUUCUUAAGCGGAACUACUGCAACAGGAUUAAUAGGCAGUUCCUCAUUUCGCAAACAUCAAAGUAAUGAUGAUGAGUCCUCCCACAAAAAACCACUCAUUUCUGAAAGAAGUUUUGAUGAAGAAGUGCCUACCUCUACUCUCCUAGCUUCGCAGCAAAGAAUAUUUGCUAACGAAUCAACACCAUCACAGAGGCAGUGUUCAUUUACCCAAUCACUAAUUAAUGGAAUCAAUGUUCUGUGCGGCAUAGGACUCCUUACAACUCCUUAUGCAGUCAAAGAAGGUGGGUGGUUGAGCCUCUCACUACUCAUAAUAUUUGGUAUCAUUGCCUGUUAUACUGGGAUUUUGUUAAAGAGAUGUUUAGAAAGCUCUCCUGGCCUACAAACUUAUCCUGAUAUCGGACAGGCUGCUUUCGGGGUAGCUGGUCGACUAAUGAUAUCUGUAAUCUUGUACGCAGAAUUAUAUGCUGCGUGCGUGGAGUACGUAAUAAUGAUGAGUGAUAACCUGUCAACGAUUUUCCCAAACGCCAGCAUAGAUUUUGCUGGAAUAUAUCUUGACUCUCAUCAAGUAUUUUCAAUCGUAGGAGCUCUGACCGUUCUCCCAACGGUUUGGCUCCGAGACCUUAGUUUGCUGUCAUACCUUUCAGUUGGUGGAGUAGGAGCAUCAAUUUUAGUGGUGCUUUGCUUGUUAUGGGUUGGGGCAGUUGAUCAAGUCGGGUUUCAUGGAAGCGGGACUGCUCUUAACCUUGCAAACCUUCCCAUUUCAGUUGGUAUAUACAGUUUCUGCUACGCUGGUCAUUCCGUUUUGCCAAAUAUAUAUUCUUCCAUGAAAGAGCCCUCACUUUUCCCACUUGUCCUUGUAGCCAGCUUUAUAUUCUGUUGGUUCGCGUGCACAGGGGCAGCAAUCUCUGGCUUUCUGAUAUUUGGUGACUCAGCUGAAUCUCAGUUUACUUUAAACAUGCCCAUAAAAUUUACAGCUUCUAAAAUUGCCGCCUGGACAGUGGUUAUUAUUACAGUAUCAAAGUAUGCCUUGACACUCACUCCCAUUGCAUUGAGUGUAGAAGAACUUGUACCUUCGAUGACACAGUUCAGAUCAUAUGGAGUUUCUAUAAUCAUCAGAACAGCUUUAGUGAUUUCAACUCUAGUUGUUGCAAUGACAGUUCCAUUCUUUGCUUUUGUGAUGGCAUUGGCAGGAUCUUUGCUUGCGAUGCUACUUUGUAUUAUCUUCCCAUGUGCCUGUUACCUCAGCAUACUUCGUGCGAGCUUAACCAAGUUACAAAAAGCAGUCUGCAUUGGCAUUGCUGUUCUAGGAUUGGUGAUUGCUUGUUUUGGCACAUAUUCUGCGAUUUUAAGAAUAGCUGGCCAACUCGAUUGAUCAAAGGGGUCCCAAUUCCGGCAUUUCUAGUUCCGGGUUUGUUUAGAUGAUCGAGAUAUAUCACGAGUAAAUUCCCAUCCAUGGCGACAACCACAUACAGCUCGAUGAGCUUGUAGCAUCAGAUAUGAAUCAGUUAGGUCUUUAAGACAGGAAGUAUGUAUAUUAUUUCAUAUUUAUUGUUCAGAAUCUUUAAUUAAUCAUUCAUGUAUCACCUCAUAAGUAGCAGCUUUGGUUAUUUGGGUCCUUGCCAGGUC
Messenger RNA from Theobroma cacao (cacao), 1862 nucleotides. RefSeq names its product Transmembrane amino acid transporter family protein. The record is from RefSeq and is a predicted model, not a curated record. Lineage: Eukaryota; Viridiplantae; Streptophyta; Magnoliopsida; Malvales; Malvaceae.